Molecule: messenger RNA, 1266 nt
Organism: Exophiala aquamarina CBS 119918
Lineage: Eukaryota; Fungi; Ascomycota; Eurotiomycetes; Chaetothyriales; Herpotrichiellaceae
Exons: 1
Coding region: 85-1266 (393 amino acids)
Source: RefSeq, a predicted model, not a curated record
AGCAAUCCAUUUGCGGCCGAGGCAUCCGAAGGAGAAGAUGAUCGCGCUAUCGAACAAGCUUUGCAGAACACAAGGGUCAAUGCUAUGACCCUCGCUCCCGCUCCGGUUCCAGACCCCAUCUUGAAAGGAAAUGCAGUACAGGAUACUCUUGGGCGCUUCGCUAGUGCCUCACAAAAAUCACCUGCUGUUCAGCAAUCGGGAGGGCCAGGACGGCAAGCGCUAGAUGUUGCAGCCUUUACCAAACUAUUGCUUACAGGUGAGAGAGGACCAUCUUCCUCUCGAGACCUAGCUAUGCAGAGUGUCCAAGCAAAUCAUGGUCAACCCGUAAGUGAGAGCAGUUCCAGUGCGGACACAGCUUCAAUCUCACAACACUCGAUUUUUGAGACCGUCCCUCAAGCGCCAGAAGAGAGCCCACGAUCAUCGUUCGAAGUCGAUUCCAACGAAGCAAAAGAACAACGGCCGAAUUCGCAAAUCAUCACCGAAAGCAAGAAGAAGCCUCCGCCGCCAAAAAGCCGGCGUGGGAAGCCACUCAGAGACUCUAUGGGCGAGCAAGAAUCGAAGCAGAAUUUUGACAAUUUCAUCAAUUCUCUUUCGUUGCCCAGCAGCCGAAGCAUCAGUUCAGAAAUGCCGAGCCUGAGGUCGCCGACGACGACGGAGCAGAGCCCAACUAUAGAUAAACCUGGGAGCGUCGAUAUUCCCGAGACUUCGCAAAGAAAAGUUCCCCCUGCUCCUCCUCUAGCACGAAAAAAGAGCCAGCAGGCGCCGAGCAAGCCGAUGCUGACAAGGAGCAGCUCGUCACGAUAUUCGGUUUUAAGUGAUUACGAUGUGCCUCUCAGCCCAUCGACUGGAAGCUACGGAUUUAAAAUCCCCCCUCCACCCCCGGCCGCCCGGCGAACAACGAACUCUAGUGAAAGGCGACCUUCAUUUGACGUGCAAAGUGUCGCUGAAAAUGCAGCAACUGAUGGAGGUCCAGGCAGUCUAGACCCACAAAGAGCAGAGGCAGGGCCUGGUUUAUCACAGACACCAUCUUACCUGAAAAGGAUGAGUCAAGGGCCUCCUCCCCCCGUACCACCACCACGAAGAGGCAGGGGAUCAAGUCGGAGCAGUGUUGAGACACAGAGACCAUCCAUGGCGGCUUUGGAAAGUUCGGAAACAGAAGGAGGCGAAACUACGCCUAGAAGCGAGCACGCCGACCGGAGAGAUCUGUUGGCUGAUCUUGCAGCGCUUCAGAAGGAAGUCGAUGCGGCUAGGAGAUCUGCCGGGUAA